Messenger RNA from Neurospora tetrasperma FGSC 2508, 666 nucleotides. RefSeq lists its product as uncharacterized. The transcript is spliced from 5 exons. The record is from RefSeq and is a predicted model, not a curated record. Lineage: Eukaryota; Fungi; Ascomycota; Sordariomycetes; Sordariales; Sordariaceae. Bases 1 to 666 code for a protein of 221 amino acids.
AUGCGUCGUCGAGCUGACAUGGAUAUAGGCAACCACCGAGAUGGGACACAUGAGCGUGCCGCCAGAGACCAUGUCGAACAUGUAUCACUGCCAUCAAGGUGGCGUCCUUCACAUCAGAUGAAACUUCUAGAGGCUACCACUCCGAGUCGUGUAACUCCGGACGAAGAGGAGAACAGUCCGGCUCCAGCCUUUCCCCACCACUGCCCUGCCGUCGUCGGUGCCGCUGCCGCUGCCGCUGCAGUGCCGCCAGCUGAGCUCGACGUCGACAGCGCGCGGGGCAAGCACAUAACACCGAACAGUUUGAGGGAAUCCGGAGCGCAUGCUGUGAUGUUUUCCUAUGAAAUCCCGAGCCGCUCGCUCGUCUCUGCUGAUCUGUCGAAGCCCGACGAAACUGAACCUUGCGCGCCUGCCCUCAUUGUGACCAAGCCUGACCACUCGGCAUCGAGCAAUGUCUGGCAAGAUCACCACAUUUCCAGCCAGCCAAACUUCGGCUUCCCUGUUGCGAAGUUCCCGAUCCGUUUGUCGUCGGCAUAUCAGAUGUACAGUAGCUUCCGAUCGGCGCUUCCGAAGGACGACGGCCCCUCCUUCGAUAUGUGCUCGAAAUGCACGGAGUAUCGAGGUUCCGAGGGUCGCUCCGACUCGAUGCUUCGUAACCUAGCUGUAUGA